AUCCGUGUCCUCUAACCUCAAUGUUGGCCUUCGGCGUUCGCCGAAAAACUGACGGAUAGGUCAACUCCGAGGCAUGCUCAUCGCUCUGGCAGCGAUACUCAUCAUCAUCUGUGCCUACUCAGCAUUCCUCACCUUCGUAAGCCAGCGUGUCGAACCUCCUUCACCGAUGGCUGGAAAAUUCAAUCCACGCAGCCUACAGGCUAACUUAAAUAUAACGAACGAUGAUGACAGUGACUUGUUGACCGAGCAGAGUUCCAUCUUAAAUUUGAGCGGCGAUGACGAUGACGGGAAGGAAAAUGAAUCGCUACAAUACACGGAGAUGCAGAUCGAAGAACCGCCGAGCUUUUUUAAUUCUCAGUACCUGAACCCCAGUCUUGCGUUUAAAAAAAAAUCCAAGCAACCAAAACCGGUUGAAAACGAGGAGGAGAAUGAAGAGGAGGAUAAUGAAAACACCGAGGAAAACGAAGACGAAGAGGCCGACGUUUUCCAACGAAAAGAGUUCAAAAAACGGGGAUCAGUGAACAACACCAACGUCUACGACGUUCCCAGCGAUCAGAGCGAAAGCUCAAGCUCCAGUUCGAGUUCGCGAAGGGGUCGCCAGCCCCGCAAACCCCGCAAGUCGCGAAAACGCAAAAAGCUUGACGAAUCCAGUUCCGCGACGUUGGAAAAACGCUCGAUUUUCAACUGGCGUGAAAAGCGGGACGAGGCGAUAAGGAACAAAGUGACGAGGAUGGAAGCGGCGAAGGCGGUAUUGAGCAAGGGUACUUCCGGUGUUGGCGACCAGUCGAUUGCUCCGCAAACUUCUCACGACUUUGUUCCUGACUUGGGGAGUUCCUCUACGAAUGCUCCGGACGAAUGCCACAGGAAAAUAAUCAAGCACAUCACCAUUGCUUUGGAGGGAAAAGAGGUUCCCACCCCCAAGGAGGUGCACCAUGAACAACUGCAAAUCGCCGGUGUCAACGUCAAGUUUCCGGUGAAACCUUAUCCGUCGCAGAUUGCCGUUAUGAACAAGCUGAUUCAAGGAUGCAAGAAAUCGGAACACUGUUUAUUGGAGAGUCCUACCGGAAGCGGGAAAACCCUGGCGCUGCUUUGCGGAGUUCUGGCCUGGCAGGAGAAGGAGCAGAAGGAAUUUCAGCAGCAUGUUAUAGAAUCUUUGCGCCGAGUGAAUGCAGUAUCGUUCGAAACGAAAUCCGAGUCCGAUGAUAAAGGCGACAAGGUAUGUGUACCGUCGACUACGGAAGCGGAAAAUGGUAAACCUAGGCGGAGCUGCGCGGAGAACUGCAACAAUGUUAUCGAGAUUUCCGACGACAAUGAUUUUCAACCGUGUAAAAAAAUUUGUCGUUCGCAAUCGUCAAACUCCAUGUGCCAAGCCGAAAAGACAUCCACGCAAAACGUCGGAGAUGACGACAUCGAUGCGCUCUUUGAAAACCCGAAAGUAAAAAGAAAGGUACCAAAAAUAUAUUACGGAUCGCGGACGCACAAGCAAAUAGAGCAGGUGAUCAGGGAAUUGAAGAAAACUGCGUACGCCUAUAAAAAAAUGACGAUACUGAGCAGCAGGGAGUUCACUUGCAUACAGGGGGGUGAUCAGAAUAAAACCGAGUUAUGCACAAAGCUCCUGGAUCCAACCAAGGGUCAAGGGUGCAGGUAUUUCAGCGAAAAAGCUAGAAACAGAAUAUCGACAAACUGGGCUCUACACGGAUUAGGAAUCAACGGACCUUGGGAUAUCGAAGAUUUGGUGAAAGUUGGCAAACAAGAAGCAGCCUGUCCCUAUUUUGCAGCGAGGGAUCUUAUGAUGGAAGCCGAAAUUAUUUUCUGUCCUUAUAAUUAUUUAGUUGACCGAAAUAUACGCGAAAGUAUGCAAAUAAAUCUCCAAGGUGCGAUCGUAAUUCUUGACGAGGCUCACAAUAUCGAAGAGAUGAGCAGGGAUGUGGGAAGCUUGUUCUUUCGGGUAGAUAAAAUUUCAGAAGUUAUAGCCGAGUCCAAGCUGCUUUGUAUAAAACGAAAAGAGGAUUACGCUACGUAUAAAACAAUUGAAACGUAUCUCGAGAAUCUUGUGGAAUUCAUUCACGUCAAUAACCUUAAUACGGUGGACAAAUUCAGCGAAACGUGUAGCAGCGAUUUUUGGACGGGUGUUCAGCUUUGCGAAUUGUUCAAUAUUCACUCGUUGGGAAAGGAAACUGCGAUAAGAUUCGAUAAAGCUGCCGCAGAGGCAAUAAUGGAUUUCAACAAAGCAAAAGAGGAGAUGUCUAACAACCAGGAAAUUGAACCAUUCCCUGUAAUAACACCAAUGACGAAAAGGUUUUUGGAAGAUCUCACACUCGCUCUUCAAGUUAUGGCAUCGGAAAAACUCGCCAGCGAUUACAGGGCCUGCAUUGUAGAAGCUUAUGUCAAAGAUUUUUCCCAAGGGUAUUCCGAAAAGCGUUUGCGCACUCUUCAGAUGCUCUGCAUGAAUCCAGCCGUCGUUUUUGCGCCUUUAGCGAACGCUGCAAGGUCCGUCGUUCUCGCAUCCGGCACUCUGUCGCCAACAAGUUCGUUUCAAAGUGAAUUGGGAACUGCCUUUCCACACAAGCUAGACGCAAAUCAUGUCGUGCCGAAAGAAAAUGUCUACAUUCGAGGAAUUGGAUGCGGCCCGACCGGAGUUCAGCUCAAGGCGAACUACGCCAAUGUGAACUCCUUGAGUUUUCAAGAUGAAUUAGGAAGGCUGGUUCUCGAUGUUUGCAAAGUUGUGCCGCACGGAGUUCUCUGCUUUUUCUCUUCAUACAGUAUGAUGCAAAAGCAGAUAGACAGAUGGAAGCUAAAUUCUACUUGGGAACACCUAGAAGGUAUGAAACAUGUCCUUCAGGAGCCACGAGGAUCCAGUAACCUCGAACCGGUGAUGCAGAAAUUCAGAGAAAUCAUUAAAUCGACAUCGGAAGGGCCGCAAGGCGGCAUUACGGGAGCUCUGUUGCUCGCAGUUUUUAGGGGGAAAGUCGCUGAAGGAAUUGACUUCAGCGAUAACGAGGCACGGUGUGUCAUGGCGGUCGGGAUACCCUACGCUGUCAGAAAAGAUCCCUCGGUAGAUACGAAAUUCACGUACAAUGACAUGAAUCAGCCAAGAGGUUUGCUCAAAGGUGGCGAGUGGUACACUGUGCAGGCCUUUAGGGCAUUGAAUCAAGCGCUCGGACGUUGUGUCAGACAUCGAAACGAUUGGGGAGCCGUACUUCUUAUCGACCAACGGUUUACCGAAAAAUCCAGUUACAACUAUUUACCAAAAUGGGUAAAGACAAUGUGGAGAGAUUCUGCGCGGUAUAAUCUCACCCAAGAACUAGAGCAGUUUGUUGGCAGACAUGUGGAAUGAACAAAAAAUGAAAAAUCUGGUUCCGUUGAGCAAAAAGUUUUGUCUCCGUAACAUAUGCAUACAGACUUUGAAAUAUUAUCGUGUUGAUCCUUAACAACCGUUGUUACUUCCGGUGAAUAUAUUCGUCUUAUCUUACGAAUCAGAAAUAGUUUCUAAUCAUUACUCUCUGUGACUCUACCAAACAUCAAGAAGCAAUAAUGCACGAUCACAACACUUUUUCGUAUUUAUGUUUUUAGUAAGUUGUAUUACACCAGUUUUGCAAACUAAUUUUUGGCCGCUUCACCAAUUUUAUAAUUGUACCUUGUGAAGUUCAACAGACGAUAGCCUUUGUUAGGUGCUACGCAAUAACUACGAGAUGAUGUUAAUGGGCAUCAGAAAUAACAUUCCUAAUUUCAUAUUACAAGGUAAAUACCUCCGUAUAUUCCCGCUUGAUGCGCGUAUGUAGGGAGAUUUCUUUUUACAUAUUAUUUUCUUUUUUAAUAUUAGAACCUUAUUCCAGUAAUAUUUAGUUUAGAAAUGAGUAUUUUGGAGUGUUUUUUGUUUGGAAUUUUCCUGCACUGAAAUGCAAGAGCAAAAUGUAAUGUGUUCUUAAAUGUACUGAUGGUGCAAAUUGAAAGUUGAUGUACGUCUGUAAUUGUGUGAAGAAGUGAUUUUAUAAAGAAAAUUUGAAUCGUUUGUACAAGAUAAGGUUGUACCAUGUUAUUUCAUUUAAGUUAGGGAUUAAUUACAUAUUCGUUGUAUCACGUUUCUCCAACUUCCUUAAGUUUUUUUUCUUCAUCUUCUUUAUCUUUGAUGUAUUUUUUAUCUGCAAUUACAGAAUUUCAUUUUAUCACUUGACAAGAAAUGUUCAUAUUACACGUAUACUAAAAAUAGAUCAAAAUUUCAUGAAGAUUUAUAUAUUGUGAAAUCCAGUGAACUUACAACUUGUACAAUUUCACUUUUUUUUCUAUUCUCUUCGGCUCGCUUCAGGUUCUCAAUUCUUCUUUGUUUUUUUGCCUCUCUUUCUGAUUCACGUCGAGCAAUAACAGAUCUCGAUAACUCUUUGAUACGCUUCAUGUCAUCCCUUAAUUUUUGCUUCUUUUCAAAGGAGAGACGAGUACCCCGAGUUUUAAUUAUUGAUGAAAAUCUAA
Molecule: messenger RNA, 4467 nt
Organism: Diprion similis
Lineage: Eukaryota; Metazoa; Arthropoda; Insecta; Hymenoptera; Diprionidae
Product: Fanconi anemia group J protein homolog
Exons: 16
Coding region: 74-3337 (1087 amino acids)
Biological process (GO): double-strand break repair involved in meiotic recombination; nucleotide-excision repair
Cellular component (GO): nucleus
Molecular function (GO): ATP binding; DNA binding; DNA helicase activity
Source: RefSeq, a predicted model, not a curated record